GGCAGGGCGUCGCGCAUGCGCGCAGCCCGGCGGUUAGGGGCGGGGGCUGCGAGCGGGUCUCGCUGCGGCUCCGGCGGCGGCGGGGAGCGGGGCCGGGCGCGGGUGUCCGCGGGGGGGAUGAUGCUGGCGGGGCCGCAGCUGGUGGCGGGGCCGGCGGCGGGCGGCGGCGAGCGGUCGCGGCUGCUGUCGCUGUACGUGCAGGAGUACCUGGAGUGCGUGGAGUCGCUGCCGCUCGACAUCCAGCGCAACGUGUCGCUGCUGCGCGAGGUGGACACCCGCUGCCAAGAAGCGCUAAAAGAAAUAGAUGAUGUCUAUGAAAAAUACAAGUCGGAAAAUGAUCCCGUUCAGAAGAAACGCUUGCAGCAGCAUCUUCAGCGUGCGUUAAUCAACAGCCAGGAACUUGGAGAUGAAAAAAUUCAAAUAGUUACUCAGAUGCUAGAACUGGUAGAGAAUAGAGCCCGGCAAAUGGAAACACACUCUCAGUGUUUUCAAGAUCUCUCUGAGAAUGAAAAGCCUCUGGAAAAGGCCAAGAUGGAGUCCUGCCAACCGGAGAGGUCUUCACGGAGACCUCGUCGCCAGCGAACCAGCGAAAGCCGUGACCUGUGCCAUAUAGCAAACGGGAUUGAUGACUGCGAUGAUCAGCCACCGAAAGAGAAGAGAUCUAAAUCUUCUAAGAAGAAAAAACGCUCCAAAGCCAAACAAGAGAGAGAAGUUUCACCUGUAGAAUUUGCAAUUGACCCCAAUGAACCCACGUACUGCUUAUGCAACCAAGUGUCUUACGGCGAAAUGAUAGGGUGUGAUAACGAACAGUGUCCUAUCGAGUGGUUCCACUUCUCAUGUGUUGGACUCACCUAUAAGCCAAAGGGGAAAUGGUACUGCCCCAAGUGCAGAGGAGAUAAUGAGAAAACUAUGGACAAAUGUACUGACAAAUCAAAAAAGGAUAGAAGAUCGAGGUAGUGAACGCAAUUCGUGUUUUAAAGAGUUGGUCCUUUUAUAUUAAAAUGUUUAAUUUCCAGAGAACGCUGUUUUAGGAAAUGCAUAAGACUAUGCAAUAAUUUUUAAUCUAUAAUAUUAAUGGAGUAUUAAAAGCUGUUAUACCUUCUGUGAAUCUUUAACUUUCUGCACUGAAUAACCAAAUAGUUGAAACAGGGUGGCUUCAGACCUUCACAGAAGACAUUACAAGCAUAUGGCACUUGAUUUCAAUUUAACCCCAUUAAUAUUU
Molecule: messenger RNA, 1222 nt
Organism: Oxyura jamaicensis (ruddy duck)
Lineage: Eukaryota; Metazoa; Chordata; Aves; Anseriformes; Anatidae
Gene: ING2
Product: inhibitor of growth family member 2
Exons: 2
Coding region: 16-957 (313 amino acids)
Biological process (GO): positive regulation of DNA-templated transcription
Cellular component (GO): nucleus
Source: RefSeq, a predicted model, not a curated record